AUUUUUUAGACGAUCAUUACGCAUAAAUGGUUACAUAAAUGGUUCGAUGGUUGCAGCUUAUGACACUGACCCCCCUGUUCACCACAGGACUAUACAACAACACUAAAGUUCACGGUGAUGACAGGCUGAAAUUACCAAGACAGAUGCGGUCACUAGUCACAAGUUUUCAAAAUUAUUUCAGUAUGACCAUGGACUGGUGUUUGGAACUUCUUCUGUGGAAUUAUACAGGUUCGGGAACUGUUGGGGACCCGGGCUAUUACAUGACUUCAUUUACAAACACCAUCUGGCAACCGAUGACGUCUAAGGCGCCACUUUAUGAGUCAGAACUUUCUUAUCGGGAGAAAAACGAAGACUAUGAAGACGGCCAAGAAAGCUGUUGCAUUUCCCAGUUUGAGGAAGAAAUCUGGAGUAAAGAUGAGAUCUGCUGUAACGACGAAAUCAGGAGCAGGGGCGAUGUGCUUUCUUCUUUUGAUGACGUUCUGAGCGAAGAAGUAGCAGAUUGUUUCGUAAGCGAAAAUAAGGAUCCUGAAACACCAGAAAAAGAGGACAACAAUGGCUGCGCCGUGUGCCUUGGGUUGAAUUAUAACAACGAUUCCGAGAGUCUAGAUGUGACCAUCAUGGAGUGCCGAGAACUUCCGAAAGUACAUGUUUCUCUGAAGAAACAGAAAUUAAAUCCCUAUGUGAAAUCGUACCUGACAACUGCAAACAUCAAAUAUGGCAAAAAGAAAACAAGAACCAUGCCUGGUUCUACAAAUCCGAAGUUCUAUGAAAAAUUUCGGUAUUAUAUCUCCCAUUCACGUCUGCGGGACUUGAUGUUGAUAGUAGCCGCUUGGCAUCACAGCAAAUUUGGCCGUAACUUCUGCAUCGGUCAAACAACUAUUCAACUGAAGGACUUUUGUUUUGGCGAGCCAUUCCAACGAUGGUAUAAACUUGAACAUAGUGAAUAGAGAGGGAGAAAUCUAUCAUCCAUGUUUCAUGAUGAUGUGAACAGUGGUACUGUCCGGCAUGGAAGUUAUUGUAUUUUUCUAGCUUUUUAUAACAACUAUUACCAAAAAUCGAUUUAGAAAUACUCAUAUAAAGAUGAAAUGGUUAAAACGGUUAUAUUAUAAUAAAUCAUGGAGAGUAUUAUAUAUUUGGUAUUUAUUU
Messenger RNA from Magallana angulata, 1146 nucleotides. Its product is annotated as synaptotagmin-B-like. NCBI's taxonomy places the organism in Eukaryota, Metazoa, Mollusca, Bivalvia, Ostreida, Ostreidae. Gene Ontology annotation, molecular function: neurexin family protein binding. Gene Ontology annotation, cellular component: plasma membrane; exocytic vesicle. The transcript has 8 exons. The coding region runs from base 39 to 947 and encodes 302 amino acids. Gene Ontology annotation, biological process: exocytosis. The record is from RefSeq and is a predicted model, not a curated record.